AUGAAGCUGACUUCAUUCGCCCUUCUGUGUCUGAUACUUAUUUUCUUUCAUUUGUCUUUGGCUAAGAGAGGAGGUUUUGGUAAAAGCUUCGGCUUUAAAAAGCCCUCUACAUCGAGCCGAGGCAACAGCCACACUAAUACUGGCAACAAAAACAAUUGGGGCAGCAGUUCUGAGGGUUCAUACCCAAAACAGCCCUCACAAACUAAUCAAGGAGGCUACAAUCAACACCCAGGGAGACCUGGUAGUUACCCCUAUCAGCCAAGUGGAGGAGGAUACCAUAACCAAUACCCAGCACCUGGCUCCCCCUAUGGAGGUAGUUAUGGUGGGUAUGGCUAUGGGGGUGGUAAUACCAGAUAUGGCGGUUAUCCUGGUGGAUACAUCAAUCAAAACCCAAACAACCCUGUCCUGAACCCUCGAUAUGGCAGCAACUUUGGAUACCAGGGCCAAGGUUAUGGGGGAGGCUCUCCAUUUCCCCGUUCCGUUCAGGCAAUGAAUGUGAUGCCCAACGAUAAAUCCAGAGGUUUUGGACGCAGUGCGGUCAUGGCAGCAGCAGGAGGGGCUGUGGCUUUAGGCUACGGUUUGGGAAGAUUCCCUCGUCCUCAUUUCCACUUUCACAACCCCCAGGAGGAGUACUACAACAACCACUAUAAUAUGUACAGGAAAUACGGUGUCAGGUCUAUGGAUGCAAAUGAUUACAGCAGAGACUACAGGUACAGCUCUCCCCCUGAGACUUACGAUGACUUCAUGGACUCCUGCAUUAAGAGAAUCAACAUUCUGCCUCCAGCUACUCAUCAAAACAACAAACCAGCAGCCACCACUGCAACUACACUUGUGACCUCCAAUCCAGUUGCCAGCCCAGGUGUAACCAACCACACCGGUCCUAGUAAUUCAACAUUAGCACCUCUCUCUACAAAUCAACCUCAAGUUGAUGUGGUGCCUCCCUCUCCAAAGGCCGUCAGCAGUGAAACAGGUGAUGACACAGUCAGUAUCGUGGACAUUGGAUAUCCAGCACUGAUUGAGCAAGUUAAGGCCAGGAGAUGCUUGGAGCUCUACCUGAUUUACUCGGACAAGUACAUGACUAGACAGACUGGUGGCACAUCCGGGCUGGAGAUGCCCAUGGGCAAGCUUUUAAUUGUUCUCACAAGUGCUUUUGUGGUGCUGAUUAACAGUAGCACAUGA
Entelurus aequoreus (snake pipefish) is the source of this 1179-nucleotide messenger RNA. Its product is annotated as major prion protein homolog. Gene Ontology annotation, cellular component: membrane. Lineage: Eukaryota; Metazoa; Chordata; Actinopteri; Syngnathiformes; Syngnathidae. The transcript has a single exon. Gene Ontology annotation, biological process: protein homooligomerization. The record is from RefSeq and is a predicted model, not a curated record. The coding region runs from base 1 to 1179 and encodes 392 amino acids.